AGAGAGGGGAGGGAGGGACGAAAGACAAGACACGCAGUAGUUGAGUUCGAGGUCCAUCAAAAGCUAUAGGGACAGUGUUUACUCUUCUUGCGGCUGAACUUGUUUGUCAAGAGACAGCCACCUUUAUCACAUUUUUCAAGGACGCACUUGGUUGCCCAAUAAAAUCUUUCAAAAUGUUCAAGUGCACCAGAACCCUGUCGAAGUAUGCCCAGCUUAGCUCAACUGGUCGCAGCAAUGCAAGUACCUUGGUGGUGGCUGAACACAACAACGACGUCUUAUCACCAAUCACGCAAAGUGCACUGGCUGCUGCAUCCAAGCUUGGAGGAGAAAUCUCAGUUCUUGUUGCAGGAACUAAAUGUGGGCCUGUUGCAGAGAGAGUAAGCAAGUUGAAGGGAGUGACUCGUGUGUUGGUGGCUGAAGGAGAUGCCUUCAAAGGAUCCCUUCCUGAAAGUAUGACAUCACUCGUUUUAAAGGUUCAAAAUGAUAUGAAGUUUAGUCAUAUUCUUGCUGGAGCAUCAGCUCAGGGCAAAGCCCUUUUACCUCGAGUUGCUGCCAAACUUGAUGUAUCCCCUGUUUCUGAUAUAGUUGGUGUUAAAGAUGCUGAUACUUUUGUUAGGACUAUCUAUGCUGGUAAUGCCAUAAUGACCCUCAAGUCAAAGGACCCAGUUAAGGUUGUGACUGUUCGUGGCACAAGUUUUCCCCCUCUUGAGGAGGAGGGAGGCAGUGGUAAAAUUGAACAAGCACCAAGUGGAUCAUAUAACUCAACUACAAGUGAAUUUGUUAGCCAGGAGCUUGCAAAGAGUGACAGACCAGAGCUUGCUGGAGCCAAAGUGGUUGUUAGCGGAGGGCGUGGUAUGAAAUCAGGUGACAAUUUCAAAAUCCUCUAUGCUCUGGCUGAUAAACUCAAUGCUGCUGUUGGUGCGUCCCGAGCAGCUGUUGAUGCGGGCUUUUGUUCAAAUGACCUCCAAGUUGGUCAAACUGGCAAAAUUGUUGCACCUGAAUUGUAUAUUGCUGUUGGUAUCUCGGGGGCAAUUCAGCAUCUUGCUGGAAUGAAAGACUCAAAGACCAUCGUUGCCAUCAACAAGGACCCGGAGGCCCCUAUCUUCCAAGUUUCAGACUUUGGGCUUGUUCAGGAUCUAUUCAAGGCGGUUCCUGAGCUGACGGAGAAAUUGUAAAUGUUUACAUUUUAAUUGGAGAUUGAUGUAAUCUAUUUUCCUAGGCUAAUGUGACCCCAGCUUUUAUGAAUUCAUGUGCUUUUUAUCUUAAUUUCUUAUUCAUUGCUUUGUAAUAAAUAGAUGUUCAGCUAAAAUAAACAAGUAUUGUACAUAUUGUAAUCAGAAUCAACUGAAUCCAUUAUUUCUGUGAUAUGUAAAGAUGUAUAUCAACCUGUUUUUAAUUUACCCUACAUUAUUUCUGCCUUGAGGACAAAAAUAAAUGAUGGGAUGAUGCCAUGGUACACUGAUAUUUAAAAUUCCAAAAUUGAUCGCAAAAAUACGGGUUUUGAAACUUGUUUAUUUACAAAUAAUUUAAUAUAAAAAAUGCUGAUAAAUAAAAAGACAAUUAUGAACUUAACAUA
Molecule: messenger RNA, 1576 nt
Organism: Frankliniella occidentalis (western flower thrips)
Lineage: Eukaryota; Metazoa; Arthropoda; Insecta; Thysanoptera; Thripidae
Gene: wal
Product: electron transfer flavoprotein subunit alpha, mitochondrial
Exons: 6
Coding region: 174-1175 (333 amino acids)
Cellular component (GO): mitochondrion
Molecular function (GO): electron transfer activity; flavin adenine dinucleotide binding
Source: RefSeq, a predicted model, not a curated record